Messenger RNA from Erythranthe guttata (spotted monkey flower), 1011 nucleotides. The record is from RefSeq and is a predicted model, not a curated record. Lineage: Eukaryota; Viridiplantae; Streptophyta; Magnoliopsida; Lamiales; Phrymaceae.
AUAAUGGGAAGAUCGCCUUGCUGUGACAAAAAUGCCCUCAAGAAAGGUCCAUGGACCCCCGAAGAAGACGCGAAGCUGACUCACCACAUUCAGAUGCAUGGCCCUGGAAAUUGGAGAACCCUUCCUAAAAUUGCUGGUCUUGAAAGAUGUGGGAAGAGUUGUCGGCUUCGUUGGACUAAUUAUCUAAGGCCAGAUAUCAAGAGAGGAAGAUUUUCUUUUGAGGAAGAGGAAACCAUAAUCCAACUCCAUAGUGUUCUUGGCAACAAGUGGUCUGCAAUCGCGGCACGUUUGCCAGGAAGAACGGAUAACGAAAUAAAGAACUAUUGGAACACACACAUUAGAAAGAGGCUCCUUAAAAUGGGAAUCGACCCGGUGACUCAUUCCCCUCGUCUCGACCUAUUAGACCUUUCGUCUCUUCUCAUGAAUAAUUCGCCUCAUCUCAAUAAUUUAUCGAAUCUUAUUCGCCUCCAAACACUCGUAAAUCCAGAAGCACUAAGAGUUGCACUUACUCUUCUUUCAUCACAUGAGCAAAAUGACCAAAACAACCACUUAUUAAAUUAUCCUAAUAUUCUUGAACAGCAAAUUCAAAACACGGUGGCCCCACCGGUUGUUAUCCAACCUAAUCAGACGUUUGAUAAUAUUAUCAACCAACAAAUCCCGUGGACUUUUGCAACUUCUUCGUUACAAGGGGGUGUGGGCCCCACAUACUCAAAUAGCACAAGUGAUGAUCAAAGUUUAUACAAUGGGGUUUCGUCUGAUCAAAUGAAGGCAGAUAAUAAUAACUCGAGAUUUGAUCAGUCAUUCAACGGUAUGGAUUUUAGCUUCGAUUCGGUUAUAUCGACGCCUGAGCCUAAUAUGAGCGGCAGCACAGAAGAAUAUGAGAGAGAGAGCUUUUGUAGUGAUCUGUUCAAGUUUGAAAUUCCUGAGGGUUUUGAUUAUUUUGAUGAUUUCAUGUAAUUUAAAAAAAUGUCGGAAGUUGAUUUCUAUUAGGUUGUGUCACGUUAUGACCUU